AACAAACAAAACGUUAUGAACUUUGUGCGGAUGAAGGUUGCGCCAAUUGAAUGCAAAAGAGUGCACAAUUUAAACAAGACCGUGUGAGAGCGACCUUCUCACGAGGGGGGAGGGAUCGUACUCCGUGUACAGUCGUGCGACUUUCUGGAGUAGUCUCCACCAUCUCAUCUUCCUCAUCUCUUUUUCCUCAUCCCUUCCUCAUCUCCUUCAUUCUUCCAUAAACCCCAACUCAGUCGGACACUCAACCCAGCAAGCCAGUCAGCCGGUCAAAGCAACAUACCACAAGAGUACAGCCAAGCAAUGUCGUCCUCACUCAAGAUCCAGGCGCUUUCGUCUACGAAUCGUCCGGGGGUAGCCCAGUUGCUCUUCGACACCCACAUGCGAUCCGUCCCUGCCUCCUUCAAUUUCCUCAAGCUCCGUCCCAUGGCCCUAAUCCUCUGGACCGCGAUCUCGACCGCGAUCUUCAAGUUCCGUCAAACACAUCUUCAGAACUAUAGCGAGGUCCUCACGAUCUUGGCGGGGUCCGUUAUUUUGGCUCAGGCGAUUUUGUUCUUGACAUUGCUUUACGAGGCCUCGACCGCGGCCUCCGGACCCGAGGUCGUGGGAAGAUUAGAUGCCUUUGGAGAUCAGGAUCAGGAACAAGUGCAGGAUCAGGGACAGCAGCAGAAGGAUGGGACUUCCGCCACUGCAACCGCCGCGAAGGCGUCGUCAGGGUCUCUCAAGAAGCGAUCCACAGAACCCUCGGGCUCCAAUGUCCCCUCCUCCUCCCCAUCAGCAUCAUCCGCAUCAGCGAACAACAGCAACAGCAGUAGCAACAAGGAGGAUAACAGGUUCUGGGUCCUGGAGCAAAAUAACGGCCCCGUGAUCGGAUGCAUCGGCGCCUUGGUCGACAAAAGAUCGAACGAGGCCCGUCUUGUGAACUGGGCGGUUCAGGAGCCGCACCAGCGUAACGGAUGUGGAACCUUGCUUCUCAAGACUGCGAUGGAUCAGCUGAGUGGAAAUCCCUCCGCCGGCACGACGACCAGCAGCGCCAGCUUCAUAAAGAAGAACAAGGUACAGACGGUCAAGGUCGUGCUGCAGGGUUCGCAGGUCCCGGCGUUGAGAUUGUUUUAUAAAUUCGGGUUCAAACAGGUAGACAGGAUGCCAGAGUGGAUGGGCGAGAGGGUCGAGUUGGAGAUAGCGACCAAGGAUUGGGUCAAGAACCAGAGCAGCAAGUAAUACAUAUGUAGACGGGUACGAUGUAUCAAUUAAUUAUGGGUGCAUGAAUGGCCACAAGAAGCCUAGAGGCAACAAUACAUCUUGCAUCGACUUCGCCCAG
This is a messenger RNA of Gamsiella multidivaricata, 1318 nucleotides long. RefSeq lists its product as uncharacterized. The record is from RefSeq and is a predicted model, not a curated record. NCBI's taxonomy places the organism in Eukaryota, Fungi, Mortierellomycota, Mortierellomycetes, Mortierellales, Mortierellaceae. Gene Ontology annotation, molecular function: N-acetyltransferase activity. The coding region runs from base 301 to 1218 and encodes 305 amino acids. The transcript has a single exon.